Messenger RNA from Dryobates pubescens (Downy woodpecker), 3408 nucleotides. It is a transcript of the gene TDG, whose product is annotated as thymine DNA glycosylase. Gene Ontology annotation, cellular component: nucleus. The record is from RefSeq and is a predicted model, not a curated record. Gene Ontology annotation, molecular function: mismatch base pair DNA N-glycosylase activity. The transcript has 10 exons. NCBI's taxonomy places the organism in Eukaryota, Metazoa, Chordata, Aves, Piciformes, Picidae. Gene Ontology annotation, biological process: base-excision repair, AP site formation. The coding region runs from base 92 to 1318 and encodes 408 amino acids.
GGUCGGUGGGGCGCAGAGGCGCGGGGGGAGGGGGCGCGGGGGGCGACCGGCGACAAUAGUCCCAUCGGCGCCGGAAGGCUCCGCGCCCGGCAUGGAGGCCGAGGAGUUGGGCAGAUACUACGCGUAUCUUCAGCAAGCUCAAGCGUUUUACACGUUUCCGUUCCAUCAGAUGAUGACUGCAGCGCCGAACAUGGAAAUCAUGACAGAGCAGCCGACUCUAGAGGGCGUUCCAGAGCCGAACAUUGCUCAGGAGCCUCCGAAAGAAGUUAAAAAGGGAGGAAGAAAAAGAAAAGCCAAAGCAACUGAGCCAAAGCAACCCAAAAAGCCUGCUGCUAAAAAAGAAAAGUCCACCAAGUCAAAAGGCAAACAAGAAAAGAUCACAGACACCUUUAAAGUCAAACGAAAAGUGGAUCGGUUUAAUGGUGUGUCUGAAGCUGAACUGCUCACCAAGACAUUACCUGAUAUUUUGACCUUCGAUCUGGACAUUGUAAUAAUUGGCAUAAAUCCUGGCUUGAUGGCAGCUUACAAAGGACAUCAUUACCCUGGACCUGGAAACCAUUUUUGGAAGUGUCUGUUCAUGUCUGGUCUAAGUAAUGAACAACUGAACCAUAUGGAUGACCACACCUUGCCACAUAAAUACGGGAUUGGAUUUACAAACAUGGUUGAAAGGACAACACCUGGAAGCAAAGACCUCUCCAGCAAAGAGUUUCGGGAAGGAGGGCGCAUUCUGAUGCAGAAGUUACAGAAGUAUAAACCUCGUAUAGCAGCUUUCAAUGGAAAAUGUAUUUAUGAAAUUUUUAGUAAAGAAGUUUUUGGAAUAAAGGUUAAGAACUUGGAAUUUGGACUGCAGCCACACAAGGUGCCAGAUACAGAAACUCUCUGCUACGUUAUGCCAUCAUCCAGUGCAAGAUGUGCUCAGUUUCCUCGUGCACAAGAUAAAGUUCAUUAUUACAUAAAGCUGAAAGAUCUAAGGGAUCAGCUGAAAGGCAUCGCACCAAAUACAGAGGUGCAGGAGGUGCAGUACACGUUUGACUUGCAACUUGCACAAGAGGAUGCUAAAAAGAUGGCCGUCAAAGAAGAAAAAUACGAUCCAGGUUACGAAGCAGCAUACGGAGGAGCUUACUGUGAUCGCACACCAUAUGGAAGUGAACCGUGCAACUUCUCUUCAAACGGAUCUGCAGCAGGCAAUCCACAGUACUGUGAGGGGGCAUCCUUUGGUGAAGUUCCUAAUGGACAAUGGAUGACGCAGUCCUUCGCAGACCAGAUUCCGGAGUUCAGCACUGGUGUGACACGGGAAGAAGAGGGAAGCAGCACGUAAGAGCUGUUUCUGCUCAGCUAUGCAUACAAGCUGCAGUUUUAAUGCAGUGAUCAAGAUUGGUACCUCGGUUCUCCAACUGAAGCAUUUUAAUAGUAUUUUAUCUCCCCUAGGUAUUUUAUUAUAGUCCAAAGUGAGUGUGUGGUAGGCUCAAAUCAAUGAACUAGGUCAUUUUAAGGAACUGUCCAAACUUUUUUAAAAAAAAAGUUAGCCCUUUUUGUAUAUGAGUUUUAUACUUAAUGUACACCAUUUCUUGCUGGGUUUGUCAGAUUGCUUUUUCAUCUGUGAAGAUUUCUUUGGGGCGUUAAUUUUAUUCCAUCAGUCGCACUGUAGUAGUAACAGCUGCAGUAUACCUUUUACUGAUGCCUCAAGAUUUGGCUCUCUCAUAGUCCUUUUAUAUCCAGAAGGGCAAAUGGGAAGUAUACCCUUAUUUUACAUUAAGUGGUGAUUUUAAUCCUGCACAGUUAAGCAAAUUGUGCUUUUUAAUUCUGCCUUUUACCUUCUUAAAGUGCAGAAAGAUGUGUACUGCAGGUGUUAAGUACUGAGUAUUUUCUGUGUGGGGGAAAAAAGAGCUCCAUUGGUUUAGUGACUGGACCAUAUUCAGGAUUAACAGAGUGGAGAUAUCAUCUCAAGUCACAGCACUGGGGAAGAAACUUUAUGUUGUACAGGACAGGGCCCAAACAUUACAGAUGAGCUGACUUAGGGUAAUGUGUCUCUACCACUGCAUCUCUUUUUCCCUUAAAUUCCCAUGUCAGGAACUUUAAAACAAACGAAAAACACACAAAAAAACCCUAGACAAAAAUUACAACAACAGAAAACAAACCAACCCGUGCCAACAAUGGUGGUUCUUGAAGUCUGUGACAUUUAAACUCUCUGUCAUUUCUGUGUCACUAGUCUUUUUGCCUGACCUUUUAGCAGGAGACAAGCCCUUUGAACAGGUCCCAUUGCAGGGAAUUGAAAGACCACAUUCCCUGUAAAAACUGCAUCCAGCUACAUUGUGUACAUCAGGUACAAAGAGCACAGGUUUACAACUUAGCAGUUUUUAACUCCCUUCUCUUCAGUCUGUUAAUACCUUAGAGGAUGUUCUCCUUAUUCCUCUUACAAAUGAAAAAUACUUAGUAAGUUAAAUGUCAAGGCACUUGUUCCAUGAACAGAAGUCAGCUGUAGAAGCUGCAGCUUUCUUCUGAGGAGCUUGCUUAAAUGCUACAUGCUUUUGGCCAAUAUCAGUGACUGAGAAAGAAAUGAGAUUCCAUGCUUGUGCCUACCCACCAUCUUCUUUCCCUCUUUUGUCACGAGGAAGAAAUGAAGUAGAAGCAAUAAGCUGAUCAAAACAUUAAGGUUUUGAUGAUCUUAUGACAGUAGGUGCUUCACAUACUUGAAAAAUAGAUACAAACAGUAUCUUCACAAUCCAUGCUGGUCAGGUAUUCCUGUACCAGUGUAUUUUACCCUCUCCUCACAGCCAGUGACAGUUGUCACACGUUGAGUGUAACUGGUUAGCACAGAUUCUAAUCCUGCUGUAUUGGCUCUUGCUGAGAUCACACACUGUCAACCUGUUGUGAGGCAGGCAUGAUGUUUACAGUUUUCUUCCCAAAUUAUGUGGCUUAAUUCUGAGCAUCUUAAAUCAAGAGAGUGUGCAUUAUGAUUCUGAUUGUGUUUAUUAGCUUCGGCAUAAAGCUGUCCAGUAUAUUGUCAAAGAGGUAUAGGACUUGUCUUGUCUGUUAUUUAAAGUGUACUGUAUCACGUAUUGCUGUUUACAUGGACAUUUUCCUGCAGGUGCUCAAAGUAUCUUGCAUCAGGGAUUUGUUACAACUUAAUUUUAUUUUUCAACAAAACUAGAAGCAUGUAAUUAUCACUGCUGAGUAUGUAGCACAGUAGGAUGUAACUACUGUAAGGCUAUCCUGUUGGAAGGGAAGGGAAAGGUCUCUUCUCUAACAGACUCACCUACCAGGUUAUCGAAGUAUAAAAUACAGUUACGUGUACAAUGACCAUUCCACUAACUCUUGCAAUUCUAUGUGUACUCCCUCAGAACUGGUGCUCUUUCAUUACAGUAAUAUGAAAGUUCUUACUCUGUCUUAUCAAUGUUUCAGAAUAAA